Messenger RNA from Anopheles darlingi, 751 nucleotides. Its product is annotated as deoxycytidylate deaminase. NCBI's taxonomy places the organism in Eukaryota, Metazoa, Arthropoda, Insecta, Diptera, Culicidae. Bases 170 to 751 code for a protein of 193 amino acids. Gene Ontology annotation, molecular function: zinc ion binding; dCMP deaminase activity. Gene Ontology annotation, cellular component: cytoplasm. The record is from RefSeq and is a predicted model, not a curated record. The transcript has a single exon. Gene Ontology annotation, biological process: dUMP biosynthetic process; dTMP biosynthetic process.
CCUAAUUUUCACUUGAGGAUCAAUUUUGUGGUUCCAUUAUCCAAUCGGCUGGCCGAUUUUGGCCUUGAAAAACAACAAUACGCGAGUUUGACAGUUCACACGACGCGCGUUGAAACCGGACCGGAGGGAAAAUCCGUCGAGAUCGCACGAGGAAAUCGGAAAAUUGAAAAUGGAAACGAAUGGUGCCGCAGCUGCAAACUCUCCGCGAGAAAACCACAAACGUAAGGAUACGAUCGAUUGGACGGAAUACUUUAUGGCGAUGGCGUUUUUGGCCGCGAAGCGCAGCAAAGACCCAUCAACGCAGGUUGGCGCGUGCAUCGUGAACGAAGAUAAACGGGUGGUCGGCCUUGGCUAUAAUGGAUUCCCUACCGGUUGCAACGAUGACGAGUUCCCGUGGUCCAAAACGUCGUCGGAUCCUCUGGAAACCAAGUAUCUAUACGUGUGCCAUGCGGAGGUGAACGCCAUCCUGAACAAAAACAGUGCGGACGUGAAGAACUGUACUAUGUACGUGGCGCUGUUCCCGUGCAACGAGUGCGCCAAGAUCAUCAUCCAGUCGGCGAUCCGGGAGGUGGUGUAUAUGAGCGACAAACACGCGCACAAGGAGCACACAAUAGCGGCCAAGCGGAUGUUCGAUGCGGCCGGUGUGAAAUACACCAAGUACAAACCGCGCCACAGUCGCAUCUUGAUCGAUUUCACCGAGAUCGAUUGGGACAGUUUGAAUCAGCUACCCGCGACACCGGUCAAGCAUUGA